AUGGCUGAUGCUCCUGUUAGUGCUAUUAUUCAGGUUGCAUUGCAGGCGGUUGUUUCCCUUGCCGCUAAUCAUGUUAAUCUGGUUCGUGAAUUCCCAGAGGAGCUGAAGAAACUCGACAAAUCUGCUGCAAGGAUCCGAGGCUUCUUGGCUGGUGCCGACGAGGACAAGCAUAGCCCAGUGGUGCAAAAAUGGCUCAAGGAUCUGGAAGAAGAGGUUAUCAACGCUGACAAUGUGCUGGACGAGCUCAACUAUGAAAUUCUUCGUCGGAAGGUGAAGUAUCAAAAUCAACUCACGAAAAAGAAGGUAUUCUUCUGCUUUUCAUUCUUUAAUAAAAUUGGUUUUCGUUGGAGGUUGGGUUCAAUGAUCAGGGGGGUCAACGCGAACCUUGAAAGGAUCCAUCGGGAUGCCGGACGUUUGGGACUGCCCUACCUCCAAGUUGAAGAAGCAUUCGCUACUAUUGCUGCAGGAGCCACAACAAGCCGACAGACCGACUCUACUAUUGUGCGAAGAGAUGUCAUAGGAAGAGACGAGGAUGAAUCAGAAAUAGUUAAGAAGUUGUUGACCGAAUCUGAAAGUGUUAUUUCAGUUAUUCCCAUAACUGGCAUGGGUGGUUUAGGAAAAACAACUCUAGCUAAAGCCGUUUACAAAAAUGAGCAAAUUGUUGGACAUUUUGACCAAACAAUGUGGGUUUGUGUGGCUGAAAAAGUAGAUAGAAUCGAGGUGGUCUUCAAAAUGAUUCUAGAAUCGUUGAUAGGAGGAAAGGUUGAAGGGGAUCGUAGGGAGGAAAUAGUUAAAAAAAUUCAGCAUGAACUCAAGGAAAAAAGAUAUUUCCUUGUUCUUGAUGAUGUGUGGAAUGAUCAAGAAGAAUUGUUGAAUGACUUUUUCAGCACUUUGGCUGGACUCAAUGCGCAGAAAGGGAGCUGGUGUCUUGUUACUUCUCGGCUGCAAAAAGUGGCAAUUAUUCUGUCUAGACAUCCGCAGAUCAAUUUUACUCGCCAUGAGCUAGGAAAGCUAUGCGAUGAUGAUUGUUGGUCUAUCAUGAAAAAAUGGGCAAAUGUGGCGGAAGAAGUACCAGAAGACAUAAAGGAGCAAAUUUUAAGAAGAUGUGACGGUCUACCUCUGGCAGCAAGGUUAAUUGGAGGUUUGUUAUCUAGAAAGAGAGAAGAGAAUUGGCAAUCUAUUUUGGAGGAGAGUCUCUUGAAUGGAGAUCAGGGUGGGAUCGAGCAAAUACUUAAGGUGAGUUUUGAUCAUCUGUCACCUGCACCGGUUAAGAAAUGCUUUGCAUAUUGCUCAAUAUUUGAUCAAGAUACUGAAUUGGAACAAGAUCUACUAGUUGAGCUUUGGAUGGCUGAAGGCUUUCUUCAACCGGAUUCCCAAAAUGAAAGAAUGAUGGAGAAAAUAGGAUACGAGUAUUUGAGAAUUUUGCUGCAAACUUCCUUAUUGGAAGAAGUAAAAUGGGGGAGGAGAACAUGGUAUAAAAUGCAUGACCUUGUGCAUGAUUUUGCAAAAUCAAUUUUGAAUCGUAACAGCAGCAAUCAGGACCGUUACCUUGCCGUAUACUCAUCCGAAAGAAUGGUAGAAACCAUCAAUGCAAAACCAUCAGCAUCACUUCGCACAUUAUUUCUGAAGGGUGGCAUAGCUGAUGAUAUGUUAUCAAAGUUCAAAUACUUGCAUGUCCUAAAAUUGUUUGGAGCAAAUGCCAAAGAGUUGCCGACCUCCAUUGGCAAACUAAUACAUUUACACUUACUUGACAUUUCAAUUUCUAUGAUUACAACUUUGCCAGAAUCUCUUUGCAAACUUUACUGUUUGCAAACACUGAGAAUUGGCAAGCUUGAAGAAGGUUUUCCAAAGGAGAUGAGCAAUUUGAUUAGCAUGAGACAUCUUCACUAUAAUGAUUUUUUUACAGAACACAAAAUCCAAAUGCCAUCCCGGAUUGGACGAUGGACUUGUCUUCAAACAUUAGGGUUCUUUAACAUUGGUCGUCAGGAGGAAGGUCGUGGUAUCCAAGAACUUGGAACCUUGCAAGAUCUUAAAGGCUCCUUGGAGAUCAGAAAUCUUGAAUUAGUAAAUGGCAAAGAUGAUGCUGAACUAGCGAACCUAUCUAAAAAGCCAAAUAUGUAUCAGUUGGUGUUUGAGUGGGGCAAUAGGGAUGAGGAAAGUGAUAAAUGUGAUGAAGAUGUGUUGGAAGGCCUCCAACCUCACCCAAAUCUAAAAGAGUUACAAAUUUUGAAGUUCAUGGGUGAUCAGUUUCCACAAUGGUUCAUGAAUUUGACAUUGACAUCACUGGUGGAGUUGCGGGUGGAGGAUUGCACAAGAUGCAGCAAGCUCCCAGCACUAGGACAGCUGCCAUUCCUCAAGUGCCUCUAUCUGACUGGAUUGGAAAACACAACAUGCAUUGGGCUUUCAUUCUACAGUACAAGUGCUGAGGAGGACGGCGGAUCAGGAGGUUCAAGCACUAUUAGCAGACAAACAUUCUUUCCGGCCCUUAAAUUUCUCUCUCUUGAAAGGUUGGACAAUUUGAAAGAGUGGAAGGACGCACACGAAAUGAGGUCAACCGCAGAUGAAGUACAUGUGAUGGAUGUGUUUCCCGUGCUGGAAACACUGUAUAUUAGUGAUUGCCCCCAGCUGACCACCAUUCCAACUCCAAGUCGCUUCCCAAGUCUUGAUGUAUUGGAAAUCAAAGAGAAUUGCCAUGUUUUGCUGGUAGAAAAGGUUUUGAGCAAUAUAACCACACUCUCGUCCCUUGAAUUAUGUGGUCAUCGUCAACGCAUCGAGUCUCUAAAUUUUGUGAAACGACCAGAGAGUAGCUUGAGUAUUGAUGGCUGUGACAGUCUACCCACUGACAUGCUUGUGCGACUCUGUCUUUUUCCAACUCUUCAGCGUGUAGAAUUGAGAUUUGCCAAUAAUAUAACAACAUUAAGAGGAAUGAGUUGCGCCGCUUGUCUUAAGAGAUUGGCAGUCUUUUACUGUGAUAAUUUACGGGAGUUGCCAGAAGAUUUUUAUCAAUUUCAAGCUUUAGAGUACUUGAUGAUACGGAGUUGCCCGAGAAUUAAUUCAUUUGGAUAUCCAAAUCCUAAAAAUUCAUUUGGACAGAAAAGCCUCCUUAAGUCUCUUGAGCAAUUUACUGUCGAAGGGUGCAAUGCAUUAACAAGAUUACCAGCGGAAAUGUUCGAGUCCUGUACGUCUCUCCGAGAGCUGACUUUGUUCGAUUGCCCCAGUCUGGUCUCCUUUCCCCUUGAUUUGCGACGAACCCCUUCUCUCGAGAGCUUCAGUUUACGGGGGUGUCCCAACUUGAUAGCUGAGAUGCCUAGUGGAUUUGGCUAUCUUACCAGCUUAAGGGAAGUGAAGAUUGGCCCCUUCUCAGAUUACUCUGUAAUCGAAUUUGAUUGGGCUGGAUUGGCAUCUUCAUCUACACUCCAGUGCUUGGCUUUAGAUGGGAUGCCUGACACGAAAUCUCUGCCACUUCAGCUUCAAGACUUGACUACCAUCACAUCACUGUUUCUAAAUUACUUCGGAGCAAUCGAAGCCUUACCAGAUUGGCUUGAGAACCUUGCAUCUCUUGAAUACCUACGCCUGGGGGAUUUUCCAAAGCUUGAAUAUUUACCCUCUGCGGCUGCCAUGGAACGCCUCAAAUUAAGAUGUCUGCGAGUUAGUAAUUGUCCUCUAUUAACCGAAAGAUGCACUCCUCAAAGCGGCUCCGAACACUGCAGAAGACGUGAAGCUGCUGAAGCAAAUGGGGUGAUCAAGGGUCCUCUCAUGGAUGAUGAAAUUGCUGAUCAAUUCAAUGGUAUAAAAAGAUGUUACGCGGGCUCAGAUCAGAACUCCAACAUUGAGGUUGCCAUUGACAAAGUUAACGACUUCUACAUCAAGAAACUUUUGGCCGUGACGGUUAGACGGUAG
This is a messenger RNA of Coffea arabica (coffee), 3900 nucleotides long. The record is from RefSeq and is a predicted model, not a curated record. Lineage: Eukaryota; Viridiplantae; Streptophyta; Magnoliopsida; Gentianales; Rubiaceae.